CACUUCUGUUGGAUCAAUAUAUUUGUUGUAGUUUUUGAGCUGCUGGGGAAAGGCCAGGCAGAGACUAAAACAACGUCUGUCACUGCCUCCUGGAACGCCUGAAACAUGGCUCACCUCCAGGGUGUGCAGAAGAAGACCAGCACCAUGUCCCUGACCAUCUCCUCUUCCUCCUCUGCCACCUCUUCCUCUCGAGAGCUCUCCUCCUCCUCUUCCGCCCUGCUCGCUCAGAAACACUCCGGCCUGGUGCAGCCGCUGCUUGUCAGCCCUCCGACCACUCAGAGUCCCAUCUUCAAUCAGCAGUACCCAGGGACUGGAGAGGCCCCUACUUUUGUUAAAGGCCUCCAUGAUAUGUCCACAGUGAAUGGGCAGCUGGUGGUCAUGGAGUGCAGACUGAGGGGAACUCCACCUCUGCAGGUCAUGUGGUACAGGGAGGACGAGCAAGUACUGGACUCGGAUGAUUUCAGGAUACUGCGCAAGAAAGCCAGCUCUGCAUCAGUGCCAGAGGAGCUGUGCACACUGGUGAUCACAGAGGCCUUUCCAGAAGACUCCGGCAUUUUUAAAUGUGUCGUAAUCAACCCCUUCGGCACGGUCUCCUGCUCUGCAAUCUUAGAAGUUUACAAUGACCUGGAGGAGCAGCUGGAGGUGGAGGCUGCUAAUCAGCAGGUAGCAGUUUCUCUCCGACAGGAACAGGAAGCCAUGUUUCAUCAGGAAACUUCCUCCUUCGGAGAGAACAGCGACGGCUUUCCAUCAGAACUUCCUGACUCAAUGACCCUCCCCCCACCUGAGUGGCCUGAAAGCCCGCUAGAAGAUAACUUCCCAGAUGCAGAUUUUCCAGAGCCUCAUCCGGCGUACUACUCCUCUGAGGAACCGUUUGGUCGCAGCGAGGAGAGUGCCCUGAGCUCAGAGGGCCAAAGGUCACCAGGGGUCACUGUCCGUGCCUGUACGCCCAGCCCUCCCCCUCCACCUUCACCCCCACCACCAGUCAGCGAGAAAACAGCAACACCGAAGCUGUUCACCCCAAGCAAGCUCAAUUUUACUUCUUCCCAGCCUGCAGGCAACAGUGCGAACAUGUCAGACCUGCCGAGCUUCACUCCCAGCGCCUUCCCUCCCAGUGCCUUUAACUACGCGCGGCCGAGGCAUUUCAUCCAAUCACAGGCGGCCUUUCAAGCGCCCAGCUACGAGAGCGUUUUGCAAGAGGCCCAGGAGAACCAAAACCACUCUCAACAGAACCUCAUCAGCUCCCAACAUGUCACAAAAACACAGAGCCAAGCUAAAGUGAUGUCUGCACAAAGUCAGUCUUUCUCUCAAUCUCAGUCCGUGUCCAAGUCCCUGUCGCAGACGCAGUCACAGUUUCAGUCACUCGGCCUCAGUCAGAACCAAGCCCAGUCUGUGGCUCAGACUCAGGCCCUAACCCAGGUUCAUACCGGUGCCCAGGCUCAGUUGCAAACCCAAACCGAGGCCCAUACCCGUGCCCAGGCUCAGUUGCAAACCCAAACCGAGGCCCACACCCAGGCCCACACCCAGGCCCGCACCCAGGCCCACACCCAGGCCCACACCCAGGCCCAGUCUGUGAUACAAACACAAAACCACACCCAGGCCCACACCCAGGCCCAAACCCAGGUUCAUACUCAGGCCCAGGUCCAGAUCCAGUCCCAGGCCAAUGGCACCAGCAAGUCCUCUCCAUCCUCUUCAAGUCUCAGCUCCCCUAUCUCCCCCCCGGCCUCCUCUGCUGCACCUCCUCAUUCCUUCACCCCCCCCAUGCUCAGUCCAUCUGCUGCUCCCGCCUCCUCCUCCACCCCUUUCCCCGCCCCUGCCUCCUCCUCCGCUUUCCCCACCUCCUCCUCUGUCCCCCGCACCACCAUGCGUUCCACCAUCACCCUCACCCCUAGCAUCCCCAGUGCGACCGGCCUGGGCAGUGCCACCCUUCCCGCCAACCAGGACUCCAUGUCGGCCCCGGCCGCGUACCUCUGCUCCGUGCUGCCGUCCCCCUCUGCCUUCUCCCCUUUCUCCUCCUCCAAGCUGUCCCCCAAUUCCAACCUCCCCUACCCCUCCAUCUCCCCCUCACGCUCCCCGCUCUCCCCCUCCAGCCCUCUCCUACCCAUGAGAGCCUCCUCCUUUCCAUCCCCCCUCCCUCAGCAGCAUCUCCCAGUGUCACCCUCCCUCCCUCACUCCCCUAACUCUCCCUCCUCCUCCUCCUCCUCUUUCCCACAACCCAACACUCCCAACGGUCAGAGCAGAAUCCCCCCCGCUGUGGUCUCCCUGCCCGCCAGCUACAAGGCAGCGCCAAGCACCCUUCCAAAGCCCAUCCUGAAGAAGGCUGUGGCUCCGCGGCCCUCUUCCUCUCGCUCCACAGAUGAAGACAUCCAGGGCUCCAAAGACGCCCUCAUCCAGGAUCUGGAGAAAAAGCUCCGCUCCAAGGAGGCCAGGAGGAGAAGCAGCCAGAAACUGUCCUAUGAGGAGCGUAUGGCUCGUAGGCUGCUGGGUCCAGACAACGCCAACUACAUGUUUGACCAAGACGGUCUCUCAGACUCACAACUGGACCAGCCAGAAUCACCAGAAGGGAGACACACAGGAGGAUUAUGGGGGAGGCGCCACACAGGGACGGAUGAGAGGGGGAAUGAGGGCUCAGCUAUCCAGGAGAAAUCGUACGCUCCUCGCUUCCUGCAGAUCCCUCCAGACCUCACAGUGGAGGAGGGGCGCUUCUGCAGGAUCGACUUCAAGGUGGGAGGCCUCCCUACUCCAGAUUUGUGCUGGUACCUGGACGGUAAAGCCAUUCGCCCGGACGACUACCACAAGAUGUUGGUUUGUGAGAAAGGGAUGCACUCGUUCAUCAUAGAGAUCGUCACAGUGCACCACGCCGGGGUGUACGAGUGUGUGGCCCGGAACCGAGCGGGGGAGAGCAGGUUCACCAUGAGGCUCGAUGUGUUAGCCCAGGAGGCUCUCCGCCCCCCCACCUUUGUCCAGAAGAUGUUGAACUCCAGAGCUCUAGAGGGAGACACCGUGAGGUUAGAGUGUAAGGUGGACGCUUCCCCUCCUCCGCAGCUCUUCUGGAAGAAAGAUAAAGACAUGCUGCGGAUCGACCCAAGCAGAAUGAGUCUGUAUCAGGACGGUUCGGGCCGGCAGUGCUUGUUGAUAGAGAGGUUGAUGAAGUCCGAUGCCGGCUGGUACACUCUCUCUGCCAUCAACGAAGCCGGCAUGUCCACAUGCAACGCCAGGCUGGAUGUCGGCACUCGCACAGCCCCAAAAACAGCGCCCCCUGGCUCCAAGACGCUGAAGCUGCUGUCAUCGCUAAAACACGUGCCUUCUCUGACUGUGGAGACCCCCGCCCAGCACACCGCCCCUCUGUACGAGAGUGAAGAGCUGUAGAGCGUCAAGAAAAUCACAUCCUCACAUAACACAAUUCUGAAGUGUAAAAACUGGGCCUGCAUGUCACGCCAGAGGUUGUACUAAAAAUGCUUUGGUUCAGAUGUACAGCAGUGCAGCAGACCAAAAACACUGUGAGGCCAUUUUCACUGAUAAACUCUAUAGGUUUACUCUACAUUUCUUCAACAAAUAAAGUAGUGUGUUGGCCCAAUGUUCAAGAUCAAGGCAAAAUCUGUCAUUAAAUGCAAAAUGUGCCAUCUAAACCACAACUCUAACCAAAAGGAGCAUUUGGUAGCUGCUUUGAUUGAGAUGUUUCCAUACUCAUUUGCCUUCUGAGUUAAAAUAAGCACACCUCAUACUGUCCACCUGCUGCCGUUUGUCCCACUGUGCCCGUCCUCUUCUGCAGACCUGAUGUUUGAUACAUGCCUAUAAGCCUCUCCUCAUCUGCCUGUCUGUCCCACUGUCAGCUAAAUGGUGCCUUCAGGUCAUGGCUGUAUUAAUAGACCUGGAUAGCGCGCUACAGACUGCACUUUAAUCCUGACAACUGUCAGCUUGUGCCUCAAUUUUGUAUUUGAGCCUUCCAAAGUCUCUGAAUCACAGCUUCUGAGGAUGUGCGUCCAUAAAGAUCCUUUAGUGAGGAGAUCCAAGAGCUUUGCUGUGGUAUAAAUGCGGCCUAAUGUGUUUUCAAAGUUGUUUAACGAUAUACGGUGUAUGUGAAUGAAGCUAUUUAUUUGAAGGUUAUUAGUUCUCAGUGUUGCCCCCUCUCUUGGCCUGAGGUGUUUCAUGGCUGCCAUGCUGAUACCCAGCCUGAACAUAAAACCUGAUCUGCACUCAUAAGAACACUGACAACUAACUUAAUAAAGUUUACAUUUGAUCACAUCUGCAGUGCGGAUUACAUGUUUUUACUUAAGAGAAUAUCAGUACAUUUUCAUCUUCAAUGCAAUAAUGCUGUUCAGUUAAAACAUAGGUAUCAGUAUGUCAGCCAAACUCUACAUUUCUGACCAGUGCCUUACAUAUAGAAAAGCUUGAUCCGUCUGCAUACUUUAAAACUUUUGUUACUGCCAGCCAUGAAGUCAUUUCACAAAAGAAAUGUUUAUUAGGCUGGAUAUGCAUGCAAAGAAGGAAUUCUGAUAUUUAACCCUGCGUGGCCACAAGCUGCCUCAAAUGAAGUAUUUUUACAACGUAUCAAACAGGGUUAAACGUUGGAUUUGCUUAAAGAAGAAUAUCUGUGUAAGUUAGGCCUUUCUGUGAGAUUUUAAACUGCAGGUAGUAGAGUGUUGUAUUGUUUGUUGUGUAAGUUCUACAUAUCACUGGAUGAAUGAUGAAUAAAGUUUAUGUGACCUUG
Molecule: messenger RNA, 4708 nt
Organism: Eleginops maclovinus (Patagonian blennie)
Lineage: Eukaryota; Metazoa; Chordata; Actinopteri; Perciformes; Eleginopidae
Gene: myot
Product: myotilin
Exons: 18
Coding region: 106-3366 (1086 amino acids)
Biological process (GO): axon guidance; dendrite self-avoidance; homophilic cell-cell adhesion
Cellular component (GO): plasma membrane; axon
Molecular function (GO): cell-cell adhesion mediator activity
Source: RefSeq, a predicted model, not a curated record